AUUUCCAAAGGAAAUGAAGUGACACAGUAACCGAAAAAGUUCCGGCUUUGUCGUAAAGUGACACCUCAACCUUGAAGAAUGAAGGCGGCGUUGAUCAGCACCGCCAUUCCUUGGCAGCCUCCGCCGCACCAUAAGCCUCUCAAACCCCUUUGUUGCUCCAAGGUUAACGGAGCCUCCUCGUCGCCGUCGCCGUCAUCCUCCUCACGAAUCAAGUUGCAAGUUAGCGAAAAUGCUGAGCUCCCUCAGCCUCGGAUUCAGUCUGGGGAAGCGAAGGAGACUGACGUUUGGCGACUCUUCAGAGAAGCUCAGAAGAAUAUUCUGCAUUUGAACCAGCAUCGGCUUAAGGCCGUCGAGGAUCUGAACAAAACAAACAGUGAGAAGCAGCUGCUGAUUGAUAAGAUUGAGCAGUUGGAGCGGGAAAAGCAGGCUUCUGUUGGAAAGCCUCAAGAUAGGCUCUCAAGUUGUUGGGAAGUACUCCUUCGGAUAGACUCAAUGGUCCUCUCUAGAAUGAUUGCUGCCGGGGAGGCAUCUGAUUUGAGAAGGCUGGUCAUGGAUCACAAAAUGAGUCUAGCUGAAGUUUUUGAUGGCACCUUGCAGAAGACAGAUGCCGAGCUUCUAGCUGAACUGAGACACUUCUUUGCAAGAAGCAGAAGGAAUGGCUUUCACAUUGUGCACAUAUGUACGGAAAUGGCACCACUGGUCUCUGUUGGAUCUUUGGCAUCAUAUGUGACUGGCUUGUCUCGUGCACUACAGAGGAAGGGGCAUUUGGUGGAGGUGAUACUUCCAAAGUAUUCAAGCCUGGACCUAGAUGAAAUUCAAGGGCUACAAGAGAUUGAGGCAGAGUCCUUUUCAUAUUUCAAUGGUCAACUUCAUGGAAACAGAAUUUGGACUGGUGUUGUCUAUGGCAUUGGAGUUACCUUAAUUCAACCUCUAGAGUAUUCAGAGUUUUUCAAUCGUGAAAAGGUGUAUGGCUACUCAGAUGACUUUGAAAGGUUUACCUAUUUCUCUCGUGCUUCAUUAGAUUAUAUUGUAAAGUGUGGAAAGCAACCUGAUGUGAUACAUAUCCACAACUGGGAGACUGCUAUUAUUGGGCCACUUUUCUGGGAUAUUUUUGCUAACCAGGGACUUGAAGGUACGAGAAUCUUAUUGACAUGCCAUGACCUGAAUUCACAGUGCCUUGAGCAUCCAGAUAAACUAGCGUUAUGCGGACUUGAUCCUUCUUCACUUCACCGUCCUGAUCGCUUGCAAGAUAAUACUAAGUCACAUUUGGUUAAUAUUUUGAAGGGUGGAGUUGUUUACUCCAAUAAUGUUGUCAUAAUGUCCUCCAUACUAUCAAAAGGCAGGGUUAUACAUACUCUGAGUCAUGGGUUGGACCCUACCUUAAACAUUCACAAGAACAAGUUGGUUGUUUCUCCUUGUGGAUUUGACAAUUCCACCUGGGAUCCAUCCAAGGACAGCUUUCUUCCCCAAAAUUUCAAUGUCGAAGAUAUGGAAGGGAAAGCAGUUUGCAAAGCUGCAUUGCAGCAGCACCUUGGGUUAUCAGAGCAUGCUUCUACCAUUCUUAUUGGAUGCAUUGUGUCUGAAGAUGUUGAUCUGGAGAACAUGAGGGCAGUAAUCAUGAAAGCUAGCAAGAGCGAUGUACAGUUCAUCAUCAUGGGUACUAGCAAAUUAUCAAGUAUACACAAGCUUGGAUCAUUGCAGGAACCACUGAAGGAUGAACAAGUGAAAUUCGUAAAUGAGUGUGAUGCAGCAAUAACACAUUUGGUUUUUGCCGGAUCUGAUAUUAUCUUGUGCCAAUCUUUUCAUGACCCUGUUCUCCAAGUUCCAUUAAAGGCUUUAAAGUACGGAGCUGCUCCAAUUGCAUUAAACUCCUCCCAUGACAACUUCAGGAACUUUGCAGAACAUGACUAUGAGACUACUAAUUUCUCACGUUUCAUCAGCUCUACCUUUGGAAAUAUGUCCAUAAGCGAAGUGCUGGAUGGGAUGAAAAACCACCCCUCGAAGUGGAAGAGAAAAAUACUGGACGCCAUGGAAAUGGACUUCUCAUGGGAUGCUGAGUGCUGUGACGUCCACUGUUCUGCUUACACUGCUAUAAAGAAAUCAUGAAGCUUCUGUAACCCUACAUCAACCCCUCACAUUCGACGACCAAUUUUGGGAGAGCAAAGUUGUAUACAGUAAUUGUAUGUAAGAAUUUCUUGUAGAUAUGUGUAUGUUUUGUGCUUUCAUAGUGCACUAUGUAGGUUGUAAAUAGCUAGCUCGGGUCUAGAGAUGACUACUUAUUAGGUUUCUAAAUAAAAUAGGGAUCUGCAGGUGAAGAAAAGAAGUUUGUAUUCUCUAUCUAGUAACUUAUAAGAACUACUACAUGGCCUAACCAUACCCAGGAUCCAAUGUUUUUUUGUAUAUGUACUUAAAGUUGAUUCUAGAAAUAAGUUGAGAAAGACCUUUCUUGA
Molecule: messenger RNA, 2450 nt
Organism: Rosa rugosa (rugosa rose)
Lineage: Eukaryota; Viridiplantae; Streptophyta; Magnoliopsida; Rosales; Rosaceae
Product: probable starch synthase 4, chloroplastic/amyloplastic
Exons: 19
Coding region: 79-2106 (675 amino acids)
Source: RefSeq, a predicted model, not a curated record